Molecule: messenger RNA, 1449 nt
Organism: Aspergillus welwitschiae
Lineage: Eukaryota; Fungi; Ascomycota; Eurotiomycetes; Eurotiales; Aspergillaceae
Product: LLM class flavin-dependent oxidoreductase
Exons: 1
Coding region: 1-1449 (482 amino acids)
Molecular function (GO): oxidoreductase activity, acting on paired donors, with incorporation or reduction of molecular oxygen; monooxygenase activity
Source: RefSeq, a predicted model, not a curated record
AUGGGCUCCGCCGAGAAAAAACAACUCAUCCUCAAUGCAUUCGCAAUGCAAUCCCCCUCCCACCUGAACCCAGGUCUGCAUCGCUACCCCAAAGACCAAGGUCACAACUACACGUCCCUCCAAAACUGGAUCCGCGUCGCACAGAAGCUCGAGGCAGCCAAGUUCCACGCCAUAUUUUUCGCCGACGUCCUCGGCGGCUAUGAUGUCUACAAGGGCCCCGCGAACCUCGACCCGACUAUCCCUGCUGGCGCGCAAUUCCCUAUCAAUGAUCCCCUGUACAGUAUUCCCGCUAUGGCUGCAGCCACUGAAACAAUUGCUUUUGGAGUGACCGCGUCGACGACAUACGACGCGCCGUACGCAAUGGCGAGACGCUUCUCCACUGUCGACCACUUAUCCAAUGGUCGGGUGGGAUGGAAUAUCGUCACGUCAUACUUGGAGUCCGCCGCGAGGAACUUCGGAUUGAAUACUCAGAUUGAGCAUGAUGAGCGCUAUCGCAUUGCGGAUGAGUAUCUCGAUGUCACAUAUAAGUUGUGGGAAGGGUCAUGGCGCGACGGAGCUGUGUAUAAGGGCGCCGAUCGCGAUGGAGUGAAAGGGUACGCGGAUCCCAAGGCUGUGAGGCAGAUCCAUCACAAGGGGAAGUAUUUCAAUGUCCCCGGGCCGCAUCUGUGUGAGCCGAGUCCGCAGAGGACUCCGUUCUUGUUGCAGGCUGGUACGUCGUCGGCGGGUAAGGCGUUCGCGGCGAAACAUGCCGAGGCGAUCUUUCUAAAUGGGCAGACGCCGGAGUUGGUCAGGCCUAGUGUCGAUAGUGUGAGGGAGCAAGCGAAAGCAUUGGGACGGGAUCCUGCUGGGAUUAAGAUUGUCGCGGGUGUACUGGUUAUUGUCGCGGAGACGGAUGAGGCUGCGCAUGCCAAGUUCGAGGAGUAUGCUAAGUAUGGAGAUCGCGAGGGCGCGUUGGCGCUGUUCGGAGGCUGGUCUGGGUAUGAUCUGUCAACGUACAGCGAUGAUCAGGACUUCCGGUUCGUGGAGCAGCCGGCGGUGCGGAGCAUGGUCAAUCACUGGGCCAGUACGGUGCCGGGGAUGGAAGGAAAGAAGUGGAAUAAGAAGACCAUUGCGGAUUAUUUGAUUAUGGGCGGCAAUGGAUGCAAGAUUAUCGGCGGGCCCAAGACAGUCGCGGACGAGUUGGAGAGGUGGGUGGAGGUUGCUGAUGUCGAUGGCUUCAAUCUCAGCUAUGCAAGCAUUCCAGAGACCUUCGAUGAUAUCAUCCAGUAUCUCGUGCCGGAGCUGCAGGCACGCGGUAUCUUCCACACAGACUAUGCUGUGAAGGGCGGGACGAUGCGCGAGAAUAUGACGGAGCAGAAGGGACAGACAAGACUGCCGGAAUCGCAUCCGGGCGCAAAGUAUUUCUGGCGUGAAGGAGAGGAGGUGCCCAAGUAUGCAGAAGGUCAGUAA